Fomitopsis serialis is the source of this 6284-nucleotide messenger RNA. RefSeq names its product nucleoporin Nup186/Nup192/Nup205. Gene Ontology annotation, cellular component: nuclear pore; nuclear pore inner ring. Lineage: Eukaryota; Fungi; Basidiomycota; Agaricomycetes; Polyporales; Fomitopsidaceae. The record is from RefSeq and is a predicted model, not a curated record. Gene Ontology annotation, molecular function: structural constituent of nuclear pore. Bases 1 to 6207 code for a protein of 2068 amino acids. The transcript has 15 exons. Gene Ontology annotation, biological process: nuclear pore organization.
AUGUCUUCUCUGGCUUCCGUGACGCAGCUGCGGACGUUGCUUUUGUCCGCACUCAGCCCGCGUGGGCUCCAAAAUGGCGAGCAGGAGUUCUUCGAAGAGCUCAUGGCCCAUAAGCCGCUUUUGACGAACCUUUACGACGUCGGUCCACGAAACGCGCAAGAACAACGAGAUUGGAAUAGAAAAGACGUAGCUGGUCUAAAAUCAUAUUCAGGCAAGAUCACAGUCAAUGGCAGACCGCACGCUGUGAACCCCGACUUUGCUCGACAAACUCUCUUCAUUUCCCAAGAACUCGACGUGUCCGAGCGACACGCGGCGAACCUCCUACAACAUGUCAUGUCCGUGAAUCCCAACGUCCCCAUGGAGCGCUGCAUCGAGGCCACCAUUCUUGAGUUCCACACACGGCGCCGCCACCUUGCCGACUGCCUGCAGUACAUCCUCGAGGCGGCGCAGUUGGGUGAGGCAGGGGAUGUCCGCAGUUCGAGACAGAACGCGAGGAGUGAUACGGUUGCACCUACACAAGGUGCCCAAGCAUCGCUGGGUGCGGAUAUUCUCACUGCGCGGUGCGAUUCGCUCAAAUACGAGCGGCGGACCCUUGCGAUGGCGUUGUACUUCCUCGGCCGAAUGGGUUUUCUAGCCCCCAACGAGGUGUCAAAGCUCAUCGACUGGCUGGACGCGAACCCUCAACACCCCAUGACGUUCUACAUCCUUCCUACCAUCCUCGCAGUCUUUGACAUUGUGCGGCCCGAUUCAAAUGCUGGUCUGGCGCGCAAGCAAUACGUUUCUGACAAAGGCCUCAUGAACUACAUGAGGAAAAAGCUUGACAUCGGCACUGAGUGGAAGGAACCCGGUCUCAAGGCCACCAUGCUGCUGAAGUGGACCCUUUUCCUCGCUGAGACGCGACAACGGAACCCGCCGCUGGAGAACGCGGAAGGAUUCAAGACAGAGGAGCUCGAGACACAGAUCUGGAACGCAGUGCAGGGCGACUGCUUCACUUACCUCUUGCGUAUGAUUGCACGACUUCAGAAGAAACACGCUGCUUACCCACCCACCUCCUUCGCGUCAAACCUCCUUGCGCAAACCGAGCAGGACCCAUCGUCAGAACUCCCAGCAGAGGAGUUCAAGCCUGCCAUUCUAGAGGCAUGCGAGCUCCUCAUCCGCUCAAUGAUUGGCCAAGCCUCGUCCGAGCUGCGCAAGAUCAAGCAGCGACAGGAGGAUCUACUUCUCGCUGGCGCUCGUUCUGGUCAGACGAGGGCCUUUCGCUCGUCGCAUGCCCAACCAUCAGCCCGCUUCGCACCUGGCAGCUCGGAGGCAGACAAGCCCGGCGCACCUCCUCGCAACGACAUGGCCGUGCUAUUUUCACUGACCGGUCUUCUGUACUCGACGCUACCUCCGGAGCGCGCGCUGCAUUUCUGGGGAGGCGGUUCCAUCCCCGACGGCAGGCGAUCAACGUACGCUGAAACUAUGGAGGCAAGUUCGGGAAAGCUGCCUGCGUUCCUCAAUUGGGCUGUUUGGUCAACCCAGCCACGCGAUGUGGACAUGCUCAUGGCGUUGUAUGACAUGCUCAGUGGUCUCGCGACAGGGCAGCAGUGCAGCGAGCUCGCGUAUAACUUCCUGGCGCGUGGUGGAGGAGACGCCGUCCCAGGGGGCGCACCGGCCUCGUCCUCCAGUGCGCAUCUCGCCGGUGGCCCCGCCGUCUCGUGGAGCGCCAUCUUUGGCCUUCUUGAUUCGUGGGUCACGGCUGGGUCUGCGCCGCGCAACAACCAAGCUCCUCCGCAGAUGACCGGAAUACAGUCCGGCUUCGGUGCCGCGCAGCAAUGGCAAGCUCCUCAGCCACCACAACCGCCACCACAACUCGCGUUCACUCAGCAGGACGUCUUGCUUGCACAAGCAUUCCUUCGCUUAUUGGCAACUGUCGCCACACAUUCGGUAGCGGUCAGAGUCACAAUCAGCGGCCACGCCCGCUUCCGUGCUAUCCCCACCCUUGUAUCCCUUGUCCCGCUUGGUAUCCCUCUCGAACUCAAGGGCUCGAUUUUUGAGACGUUGGCAGCGUUCUGCGAGCCGGGCGCGGGCAGUGCCGGCGUGGAGAUCUGUCGAUCGGUGUGGGUACUCAUGGAGCGUAUGGAAGUCAUCAACGUGCGCGUUAAUACCGGGUUCGGAGGUUCACUUUCUACAGUCAAGGGCGUGGAAGUGGAAUUGGAGGAAGUCGAAGCGGUCUACAAGAUGUACCCUGCGACGAUUCCCUUCCUGAAGCUCCUCAGCACCCUUAUACACACCCCGAAGAGCAUUCCGCUUAGGGACCGCGUUGCGGACGCAGAGCCAAUCAACACAAUCCCCGAGAACUUCGGACAACCGUAUAGGCAGCCCGGUAUUGGCCCGUUCUCAUCAUUCGUAAUCGACAACGUCUUCUCGAGGAUCAAUGCUCGGGAAUACCUGCGUCAUGCAGACAGGUGGCGGACGAACGAUCUCUGCCUGUGCUUCAUCGAACGCUGCUUGGCUAGCUAUGACCUCGAAUCCCUUGUGACGAGCACAGAUGAGCUGCAGCCGAAAGGUGACGAUCUCCUGCAGCUCGCUGUCCACCCUGGCUUCGACAUCAUGAAGCGGCUGCUCACUGCAUCCACUCUGCAGACUAAUAUGCUGUCUUACCUCGUGGACGGUUUGGACGGCCUUGAUCGAGGAUUCGCCGAAGAGGAAUACUUCUUUAGGACGACCAUCGUCCGUGUCUUGCGUAUCAUUCACCGCGUCCUCGACAUUCAAGACGUUUUCCUGGAUGUCUUCCUCCCGUUACUCGCAGAGCUCAACGAUCCGGACAUAGGGGAUGUGCCACACGCUUCGUACUUCACGCGGUUCGAUCAGGUCCUGUCUUACUCCCCCGAACACGUCCCGGCGGUCGCGGCGUACGUGGCCUACCCAGCCUACCCCGAACUUGUGCUUCUCAGUGUGAAGAUCCUCACGGCGUUGGCAGCCUCUUCGUCCUUUACGCAACUUGCACUACUUAUCGAGAGAAGCGCAGAGUCUGACCGGAUUCUCGAUGGCUACGUAUCCAUCAUGGACUGCAACGUGUUGGAAGACGUGGAUGCUGCAGAGACCUUUGUGGAGCAGAGUACAGGUGCAGGCGCUCACACUGUUGAUGAACCAUCCGAUGCACUACUGCAGGCUAUUCGACUCGCCACGUUGGACUUCUUCAUCCACAACACACAUCAGAACAGGCCAUAUCCGAACAUUGCACACUGGCUGCUUUUCGGUGGUUCCGCCGCCAACAAUCAGAUCCAGGACCCACACGCACUUGGUGCUCGGCGAUCUUGCAUCCAUUCGAUUCUCGACCUUCUCAACUCCGGCGUGCCUAGAAUGAAAGGGAAGGGACGCGAGCGCAGGCAACCUGCAUCUGGUGACGCGCUGUUCGCCGUACUUCCUGCCCUAGCGGAACGAUGCUAUCACGUCAUGUACGAGCUAUAUUUUUUCGCGCGGCAUCUUGCUGCGAUUCCGUUCAAGGCUCCGGGCGCCGAGCGAGAACCAUGUAUCGAGGUCGUGUAUAACGAUGGUUCGCGCGUCGUCACUACUGUCCCAAACAUUGCCGCAUUCUUGAAGCUUCGUUCCUGGAUAAUGGACCUCAUCGCUCUCGAGCUCCAUGUCCUCGUCAACAAGGGUCACCACAAAACCGUCGCGGAACUCUUAGAGCUUCUCUUCGGCAACGAGGGCGGAUACGUGGAGGUCGGUGCUGAGGGUUGGGGGGGCGAUAUUUACAGGCCAUUUCACGAAGUAGGGCAGUCCCAUCUGCGCAUGGUCGAGUUCCUCCAGUCCCUGGACUUCGACUGGUCCGAUGGUUUAACGGUUCAGCCUAUGGAGCUCCAAUUCUUGAGCCAGCUGAACCUUCAGAGCUGUGUCCGCGUCAACGAAGACGGCUGUGAGAUCGUUGACCGGACCGCUUUGCUGUCGUUGUUGGCAUCAGCGCGCAAGGUCCUUCAUACGCAGAGUCAAAUCGUCACGCCUACACAUCUUCAGCAGCUGACGGCCGAGAUCAACUAUGUCCUGCAGAGCUGUGCCAUCGAGAACCAUCGACGGGAGGUCCGCUUCGCAGCUGCCAAUGCUUACGAGGCUUGGAGACGACUCCUCGAUAUGACCCUCAUGAAGUGUUUCAACCGAUUGCCUUACGACCGUCGAGAGGACAUGCUCUUCGAUCUCCUCCACGUAAUGCCGUUGAUCAUGCGAUCUGCGAACACUCAGGAGUCGACUGCCAUCUUGCUGGCCGAAGCAAUGCUCUCGACUAUAACGAAACUGCGCGAAGAUCGACACCAUCAAAUCCUGUUACGUUCUGCUGGUGGCGAUGUCGAAGCUGGCUCGUUACCUGCUGAGCGAUUACAUGCACUUCUUCGCAGUAUUCUGGAGUGCAUAGUGGAUAAUAGUCGCGUGGAGCUCGUUCGUGGAAACCUCUACGCAUCCCUCGUCAACUAUUUACACUUGGUGAUGUCGUCGAACAAUGGACAAGACUUGGAUGCAUCCGGCCUGGAUUCCUCCUUGACGUCGUCGUUAAGCCCAGACAGCCUGUCUGCAGCCGACGGCCUGGCGGUUGGCUUCCCGCGCUCCCCUGCAGGAGCGACUCACAUCAGCGGUACAUUAUCGAUUCUGAAGAGCGUCAUGGAGCGUCUGGUCAUCAUUGUAUCUCGAGACGCGAUCGAUGGGACAGAAGUUUGGAAGACUGUGGCUUUCAUGCUCCUCGACUCCUUGGUGCGACUGGCCCGCUGGGAGAAGCACACGCCAACUGUGCUUCAAGCUCUUGCGCGUCAUGGCUUCCUUGCCGGAUUUGUUAGUGGUUUGAAGGAGUCGGACUCGCGACUUCAAGCUGUCUUGAAACCCGAUCCAGAUGACCUGAAUUCGUUAUAUGUCUACGAAGCAAAGAUGUCUCUGCUCAUUCGCAUGUCGCAAAGUCGUCAAGGGGCGGAGCGACUGCUGGAGUCCAGAACAAUCCCAGUACUGGCUGACUGUGAAUACCUCGAUGCGAGACCUGAGGCUGAUCAGGCAUUCAUGGAUCACGACUCGUUCUUGCCCUCUGCGGUCCAGAGGUACCAUCAACUGUUCUUGCCAGCUCUACAGCUUGUCAGUGGUAUAUUGGUCACUCUGGGCCACCGGCACACGACAGCAGUCAACCACGCUCUGCAAUUCCUCUCAAGCCACAGAGACACUCUGAUCAUCCUCCUCAAAAACGAGGUCGACGAACUGUCCCUGGCAGUGAUCGAGGAGAUGCGUCUCAUUGUCUCAUUAUGUGCCAAUGUCCUCCAUCUAGUUCCCAAGACAGAAUUGCUUUCCAGCUCGGGCUUUGGGGGUAUCCAUGCUGCGAUUUCCGGCCUGGCCACAAGAUGUCUCGGAAACGGACACUGGUCAGAAGCCGUGAGGCCACAGAGCGACGCGGAGUUAGUCGACGCAGGCAUAACGGGUUCAGCUUACGGCACGGAGACGAGGUUCCGUUUCGCCGUACACGACAGAGAACGGCUCUUGCGUAGGGCGCUGACUGCGUACUUAGGUGCGGCUAGUGAGUUCACGGAACCGGACAUCACUCUCGUCUUCUCGCCGAUCGUGACGACGCCGAAGGAAGAGCGGACGUCUCGGUUCUUGGCCACGGUACCGACUGUUGGCGAUGCGAUCGAGGCACUGAAUCAUCUUUGUGAUGACCUCUCUUCCUCAAUCAAGCGAAUAGCGGAUAUAUCGGCUGAGCUGAACUCGAAGACGUACAUACGGGUGGAGAACAUCGAGGACAUCAUCCCAAUGUCGGAUCCCGCAUUGUUGGAGAACCUCGACAUGCGACAGAGGCAAUCGCUGAUCGCAAGGCAACUGGCUCGGUGGCGCACCGACGCCGGUCGGCGUGCGCACGUCACCCUGAGCUCGCUGGAGAUGCUCCUGUUGCUGUUGUGGCGGCACCUGGAGUUCUACUGCGAAGGCAGGCACAUCAACAACCCCGAUCUUAAAGGCUCGAUAUCGCACACCAUGCGCUUCGCGUCAUCACCCGACAUUGAGACGUUGAAGGUAGAGGCCGCGAGGAAGGUUGUGCCUGCGUUCCACAAGCUGGAGAGCCUGGAUUUGACCGAGGACACUGUCGGGAAGGAAUGGCAGUCAUACGAAAGCUAUAUCGAGAUCAUGUCGCGGAGGAUCAAGGAGACGGUUGGCUUGCAGGAUGAACCGGAGGGAGGACAGGACGGGGAUACAUACAUCUCGUGAACAUUGUCAGUUUCAACGCAGGGAUCCCAAAAGGAGUAGUCUUGUACAUAUGUGUUAUCAGGGAUGUCGGAACAAGC